GGUAUUCCACCAUUGUCCAGUGGUAUCGUCUACAACGUUCUCCUCACUACCGUUAUCCAACAUCAAUGGACGACAUACAAAUUAUAUAUGAAUCGAGAAAUUAUAUUGUUGUAAAUAAAGAUGAUUUGGUUCCAAUCGAUUCAUUUCAAGCACCAGCACAAGUGAAUAUUUCAGAACAAACUCGAAGUCUAUUUUAUAAACGAGCUUUAAUUAAAUAUCACGAUGAACAGUUAGUUGACAAAUCAGAAAAUACAAUGACAGAUAAAUUAGAAACAGAUGUUUUAAGCGAAACUAAUGAAGGAAAGGCACAACUAGAACUAUUUGAAGAAACAUCUAAAGAAAAAGCACAGUUUAUACGUUAUAUACAUAGAUUAGAUUUAGAUACUUCCGGUUGUAUGUGUUUUGCUAAAUCAGAUGUAGCUGCUGCUCUUGCUUAUAAGGCCUUUGUUGAAAAACGUGCUAUCAAAUAUUAUCUCACUCUCGUGCACGGUCAUAUUCAUUCGCCAUAUCCAAGUUUUAUCGAUAAAGCGAUUGGGGAAAAUGCAGCCAGUUAUGGACGUAUUAUGUGUACAGAUGAUUUUGAAUAUUGUAAUAUGCCAAAACCAGCUCAAACACAUGUCGAUAUUCUACAACGAAGGACAUAUGAUGGAAAACCGGCAGCAAAAUGUCUGGUGAGGAUAUUGACGGGUAAACGACAUCAAAUUCGACUACAUUUAGCUCAUAUCGGACAUCCUGUAAUAGGUGAUUAUAUUUACACUCAUCCGAUUGACUAUAAACCUCAUCGUAUUAUGCUUCAUGCUCGAUCAUUGACGAUUCAUUCCGAUAUGGAGGUAGUCGAUGCUUUAGCACCCGAUCCAUUUAAACAAAAAUUUGAUCCUUUAUGGAAACCGGAAGAAAGAUGUUAUCCACUAAAUAAAUGGUAG
Didymodactylos carnosus is the source of this 923-nucleotide messenger RNA. NCBI's taxonomy places the organism in Eukaryota, Metazoa, Rotifera, Eurotatoria, Philodinida, Philodinidae. The record is from the annotation of a GenBank genome assembly.